GCUGCCCUUGAAGUCGUCCUCGCCAAUCACCUGAUCUCCGUGUCACGUCGGCCUAUUACUCGGAUGACUAUUUCACGUUCCGUUAUUGUUAAACUGUUUGGUUUGGUGGGUCCCUGCCAUUUUUUUACAAUGUCUUCUGCACAGUCGCCAUGCCUUGCCGAUCGCAUUUCAACACCUGGGGUUUGGCCGGCAGCAUAUUACUUGGCGGUCUUGCAACAAAUAAUCCAGUCACCAUCCCGCAUUCACAUAAUUAAUAUAUCUCAGAUGGGGAGUUCGACUCUGGUACUGCCCACACCGGCAACGAAGUCGAAGCCAAUCAUUUCAGCACCUCUCGAAAUAGAGCUUACAAGUCCUGCAGAGUUUUAUCUUAGUGUGGACAGGAACUGGAGCAACUUAUCUUCCGAUCAAGACCAAUUUUACCCAUCACAUUCCCAGUAUCACCAAUAUAAUCCAUCAGCCUCUUGCCGGUCAUCUUCUAAUCAGCCACAGUACUUGCAGCAGCUGCAUUUGCAAUAUCAUAGUCUUCAUCGCCUGGGCCCCAAGCAUAUCGAAUACCCACUCCACCCACCCACCAGUGGCACCUGCAUCCAUUAUACACCCCCUGCACGCCCUUCAAAUCGAUCUAAUAAUACUCUUUCUCUUGAGUUCUAUGAACAAACAAAUCAGCAUCUCCCCAUACCCACUCACUCAUCUCAAGCACACAUCGAACAGUCUUCGGCAUCACUAUCUAGUUCUCAUGGGUCACUGUCAACGUUCCCUGCCGCCCCAACUAGACACCUCUUCGAAGACGCAGGACCUUACCUGCGUGAGACACUACACAUUCCAGCCCACAAGAAAAUUGACUUGUGGGCGCUUCCAGAUCCACUUGAAGGAGAGAAACCAAACCAGCCCUAUCCUAUACUGAUCAAGCUGGCAAUUUACGGAAGCCCGAAUAAGCAGCUCACAUUGCAAGAGAUAUACACAGUACUCGAGGGUCGUUUUGAAUGGUUCAAGUUUCGACGAAAUGAGAAGGCUUGGAAGAACUCAAUUCGCCAUAACCUUUCUUUGAACAAAGUCUUCAAACACGUUCCCCGUACCAUCAUGGAGCCAGGCAAAGGAAGCUAUUGGCAACUUGACUGCUCUGAUGGCGAGGGUUACAAGCGCACUCGUAAGCGCCGCAGCAAGUCUGCUCAAGCAGUGCUCGAACAAAGCGAUGAUGAUGAUUCUUUGUUGGGAGGUGGUGACGUGGAGGGGACGAAUGCACCUCUGGCUGGUAUGCCAGCAGGUUCGAGUCACGCUCCAAAUCGUCCUAGCCUUGCAGCAUCCAACGACUCCUACAUCAAUCCUGAGUUGAGACAGGGAAGUCACAUUGUUGGUGAAGGUCGAACCCGAUCUGUAUUGCGCAGGCCCACCACCAGUCCAUAUCAGCGUAAAGUAAGUUACCCGCCACCACUUGUGCCGUUCUCUGGGUUGCUCGAAAAGCUCGAAUCGAGUGCCAAGGACUGGAGCAAAGAGACUAUGAAGGGCAUCGUACAUGUAUCCCGAUAGCCAGUCGGAACAUUUUCCCAUCUAAUCUUCAAUUGCAGCUUGCUAUCAAGCUUCUCAACUCUCUGUGUUUCAUGUCUCGAUCAGACACUGCGACCUAAUACUAUGUCCCACAGAGCUUACACGCCAACCUACCUACGUACCUUUUGUACCAUAUCCUAGUCAUCUAAAUAGUCCCUACAGCCCCUCAUAAUUUUGAACUAGUUCAUAAUGCACAUUCAAUAAAACCUAUCUGCUGGACUUUUACACGC
Suillus fuscotomentosus is the source of this 1775-nucleotide messenger RNA. RefSeq lists its product as uncharacterized. Lineage: Eukaryota; Fungi; Basidiomycota; Agaricomycetes; Boletales; Suillaceae. The transcript is spliced from 2 exons. Gene Ontology annotation, molecular function: RNA polymerase II cis-regulatory region sequence-specific DNA binding; DNA-binding transcription factor activity, RNA polymerase II-specific. The record is from RefSeq and is a predicted model, not a curated record. Gene Ontology annotation, biological process: regulation of transcription by RNA polymerase II; cell differentiation; anatomical structure morphogenesis. Bases 64 to 1527 code for a protein of 487 amino acids.